This is a messenger RNA of Cucurbita moschata (crookneck pumpkin), 2927 nucleotides long. Its product is annotated as transcription initiation factor TFIID subunit 15b-like. NCBI's taxonomy places the organism in Eukaryota, Viridiplantae, Streptophyta, Magnoliopsida, Cucurbitales, Cucurbitaceae. The record is from RefSeq and is a predicted model, not a curated record. The coding region runs from base 86 to 1528 and encodes 480 amino acids. Gene Ontology annotation, molecular function: RNA binding. The transcript is spliced from 6 exons.
UUAUUCAACCCUAAUCCUCCAUCUUCCUCUCUUACGUCUCUCUCUCUCUCUCUCUCUCUCAACUUAGCCCUAAAAGAAAAAUCUAAUGUCUGGUAUGUACGAUCAAGGAGGAGACGCUGCUCCUUCGUCUUACGGAGCCCCUGGAGGCGGUGGAGGAGGAUACGGCGGCGGAGGGUAUGGAGGCGGUGGUGGCGGAUAUGGUGGAAAGGGCGGCGAUGGUGGAUAUGGCGGCGGAGGCCGAGGCGGCGGCGGUGGUGGUAGAGGAUAUGGAGGACGAGGUGGUGGCGGAGGCUACGGUGGGCGAGGAGGCGGUGGUGGUGGUGGCUAUCAAGGAGGAGAUCGUGGAGGGCGAGGUGGUGGACGUGGUGGGGGAGGUGGUCGUGGUGGAAGCGGGAGAGAUGGCGAUUGGGUCUGCCCUAAUCCUGGCUGUGCGAAUGUGAACUUUGCUAGAAGAGUGGAGUGUAACAAGUGUGGUACACCAUCACCUGGUGGUGCCAGUGACAGAAGUGGUGGUGGUGGUAGUGGAGGAUAUAAUAGGGGUGGAGCUGAUGGGGGUUAUGGUGGUAAUCGUAAUGGCAGAGGCGGUAGUUACCAUGGUGGUAGAAGUGGAAAUCAUGAUGGUGGUCGCUAUGAAGGAGGCAACAGAGGUGGUAAUUCUUAUGGUGGUCACCAGGGAGGAGAGGAUAGCGGGUACAGUCAGGUUCCUCCAUCAUCAGCCCCCCCAUCUGGUGGUGUUGGUGGCUCUUAUCCACCAUCUUAUCGUGGUGGAAGUGCAGAUUAUGGUACGGAUGCAGUUCCUCCGCCUGCAAGCUACAGUGGAACUACCUACCCUCCAACUUAUGGUGGUCCCACUGGUGGCUAUGGCAGUGAUGGUAUAGGUGAUGGACGGAGUGCGACUGGUCGUGGUGGGCCGUCAGCUGGAUAUGAUGGUGCUUACAAUGCAGGUGGUAAAGGUGGUGGUUACAAUGCUGGUGGUAGAGGAGGUGGAAGCUAUAAUGCUGGUGGUGGUAGAGGUGGUGGUUAUGGAAGUACACCAGCAGCAGAGCCAGCACAGGUGAAACAGUGCGACGAAUCUUGUGAUGAUUCUUGUGAUAACUCAAGAAUCUAUGUUUCGAAUCUGCCAACAGAUGUGACCAUUGAUGAAUUGAGAGAACUAUUUGGUGGCAUUGGCCAAAUUGGAAGAAUCAAGCAGAAGAGGGGCUACAAGGAUCAGUGGCCUUGGAACAUAAAAAUAUAUACAGAUGAGAUGGGAAAUAACAAAGGCGAUGCAUGUGUAUCAUAUGAAGAUCCCUCAGCGGCACAUUCUGCUGGCGGUUUCUAUAACAAUUAUGAUUUGAGAGGUCAUAGCAUCAAUGUUGCAAUGGCUGAGAAGUCUGCACCGAGGGCGCCUACAUACAACCAUGGUGGUGGUGGCAGAGGUGGAUAUGGAGGUGGUGGUGGUGGUGAUAGACGUAGAGAUAGCUAUAGGGACGGAGGCUCAGGACCUGAUAGACAUCAGCAUGGUGGAAAUAGAUCUCGUCCUUACUGAGCAAUUCGGCAUUGAGCAUUUUAUGUAAUGGGAAUUGUGAUCUUAGUGUUUUAAUUUUGUUCCGUGGCUGGAUUCUUGAAUUGGAGACCAAAGAGGUAGGUUGUUCACUUUCUAUGGGCAAGAGACCUCUUUGCUCCUUUUUAAUAUAUAAUAGUGGUACCUGGAGGGGUUAUAAUCUUGCUCAGGCUUGAGAUUAACCUAGUUGUGUGAAUGUCUUUUUUAUAGAGGCAGGCGGAUAAUCUCCAAACUGCUUGUUGCUAAGGUAGGUGUUGAUGUUUUCAGGUGAGUGCUUCUCUUUCCAUAACCAUCCUUACAAUUUCACCGGUGCUGAUGUAUAAGCUCCUCCUGAUCUCAGACAUCCCUUGUUGGCUCUGAUGCAAAGCAUAUCUUAUAACCUAUAAUUAUCAUUUCUGCAUUCAUAUUUUAUUUAUUUAUUAAACAUUAACUUGCCUCUCUUCUUUACUUCUAAAUUUCAUUCAUUAUUUCUUAGGGAUUACUUGAAAAUCUUUAUUAUUCCUUUAUUCGUCUAGCAUGUGCUCAAGGCUGCUUCUGAUUUUUCAAAUUUGUCUUCUAUUUUUCAAGAGAUUAUCAUAUAUCAUGUGCUCAAGGGUUCAGAAAAUUAGAGAUGAGGAUAGCUCAUAUCCAAUAUAGAAAACUUCAAUUUCUUGAGGUCUAUUACUGGGUGUAAAUGGAUUUUAGGCCUUUGCAAUGUUGCAUGUUUUUGCCGAUUUCUGUUGUAUGUAGACGUCGGGAUGACGCUCCAAAUUUUUAAAAAAGACUCAUUUUAGUGUUAGAUCUCAAGGCAAGUUAACCUCAUGAACUGUGAUGCUCUGCCAUUGCUAGUUUCCUUCUGCAUAUUCAGUGACUGCAGGAAAUAUUUGUGAGCAAUAACCUUGGAAUUGUGUCGUAUGAGUCUGAUUUUGUUAUUUGAAAAAGGACAAGUGGUUGUUUCUAGGGGUCUUUGUUCAUAUAAUUUUUGUCUAUAUUUAUUAUAGUUCUUGAAAUGGGUUCAUAGUUGUAGUACCCCGGCCUGAUUAUGAGUGUGACAAUCUCGAUUGCAAUUGUGUUGUGCAGAGGAGCGAUCGAUCAUAAGAAAUGCUAUUGAGCUCUUCAGUUGAUUGGUGUCAUGAAAGAACAAAUGAAGAUUUACAUUUGAAAUCGAUGCUUGAGAUCUGAUUUUAAUGUCUUCAUCCAACAGUUUGGGGAAUGUUUGUGGCUUUGAGUUGGGUUACCGUACCAAAGUACUGUUCUUAAGAAACCAACAACCUCAUCUGUUGUAUCGGUUUUAUAGUACGCUCUCUCCCACGGUCAAAUGGUGUUUGAUUCCCUCCUAAUUCUUGACCGUACCAUAUGAUUUUGAACUCGAAAUCAGAAAAGCCCGAAAGAAAAUUGAAAUGUA